Photinus pyralis (common eastern firefly) is the source of this 1865-nucleotide messenger RNA. Its product is annotated as cytochrome b5-related protein-like. Lineage: Eukaryota; Metazoa; Arthropoda; Insecta; Coleoptera; Lampyridae. Gene Ontology annotation, molecular function: heme binding. The record is from RefSeq and is a predicted model, not a curated record. Gene Ontology annotation, biological process: lipid metabolic process. Gene Ontology annotation, cellular component: mitochondrion. Bases 262 to 1602 code for a protein of 446 amino acids. The transcript is spliced from 6 exons.
AAUUGGGUAAAGAGAACACUUUUCCUGCAAUCAACGGUGGAGUACCUACAUUAUUCAUUUAUUUAUAAAAAAGACGAACUAUGAACACCUCGUUCUACUGACUUUCAUGGUUCCCUAGUUCAUUUACGUAUAAACUAAAGUGAUUAUGCAUGGUUUUGAGCUACUCAGUAUGCAGCAUUAAUAUUUCAAUUAUAGUGUGUAGGGUGAAGUUCACUUUCAAGGAUUAUUUGUUCCGGACACAGUCUAUUGAAAGUGUUACAGAUGGUGUUAAACAAAAUAAUAAAGUUCCUCUUCCCACUCAAGAUAGACCAAUCAUCCUUAGGCUUUAAAUACCCAACCCACAGAAACACCCCAUCACAGUCGGCCGCAACGUGGUUAGCGGGUAAGAGAGAAGACGACAAUGCAGAAGGCUUGUGGAGGGUCCACGACAACCUCUACGACUUGAACGAGUUCGUCAAAGAUCAUCCCGGCGGAUCUACAUGGCUCGAAUUGACAAAGGGAACUGAUGUCACCGAACUCUUCGAAACUCAUCACCUUAGCGACAUCGCCGAAAAGCUGCUACCGGAAUACUUCGUACGGAAAUCGACCACGCCGAGAAAUUCGCCCUUCACAUUUAAGGAUGGGGAUUUUUACAAGACGUUGAAGAAUAGAGUGGUGGAGAUCUACCCUAGUCUGUCCAAGUGGCCGAUACGUAGAUCGAAGCUGAUCGCUGACUGUUUGCUGGCCUUGUAUCUCACGUUGACCUUCGUUGCAACUGUGACCUUCAAUUUUAAGCUGGGUUUAGUUGCAGGGCUUGUUUUGUACCUGACGACAGUGGCCUCUCACAACUUUUUCCACCAGCGAGAUAACUUUAGGAUGUACUACUUUGAUUUCAGUCUAAUGUCAUCAAGGAAGUGGAGGGUGAGCCAUUCAAUGAGUCACCACAUGUACACCAAUACAAUCCGCGACCUGGAAAUAAUUCAACUAGAGCCUUACUUGCAGUUGUUGCCCAACAAGAAAGUCUGGUUUGUUCGCUAUAUGUCUUGGGCGUACUCGCCGAUUUUUUACGGUGCACUUUUCUUCGGGGCGUGGAGCAGGGACACACUGGAGGUGAUUCAAGGAAAGGAUGGGUUUUCCAUGGCACGGAUACUACCGCUCCUUCCACCGUUCGCGAUUUACAUGCUUACAGGAACUUCACCAGUGAGAAUAAUAGUAAUGUGCUUGUGGAUACUGCUGGUUGGUAGUUUCAGCUUUGGGGUGGUAGGUAUAAACGCCGCACAUCACCACCCGGACAUCUUCCACGACGGGGACACGCCUCGGGCCAAAGACGAUAUGGACUGGGGCGUUUUUCAAGUGGACGCCGUGAUGGACCGCAACGAAAUUACCGGUUCGCAUUUUUUGGUGUUGACCCACUUCGGCGAUCACGCGCUUCAUCACCUCUUUCCCACAUUGGAUCAUGGAAUGUUACAGUUCUUGUAUCCCGUUUUUAAAGAAACAUGCGAACAGUUUGGGGUUAAAUUUCGAAUGACCUCCCAACUUGACUUGAUUUGCGGGCAGUUUCGACAAUUAGCUCGCGUUAAGCGUAACGCAAUUCCUCCAUCUUUAGGGGGCAAAGAUAGAUAGACACACAAAUUGAUAGGGGUACGUUACUCUACACACACUGGGCGUUUCAGUUGUCGUUCACGGUAACCAAAUUCAAAAUUUUUGAUAGUGAUACCUACAGUAUUAUUUGACUAUUGAUUUCCCCCUUUAACCAUUGGAAUUGCAUGGUUCAAUGCUAAUAACUUGGGAUCGGAUUAGUUUAGAAAGCUGAGGUUAGAUAUUUUAUAUAAAUAAAGAUGAUGUUGAGAUUUUUUUAAAAUAAUGAAUAAAUAAAAUUGUUACAA